This is a messenger RNA of Dentiscutata heterogama, 725 nucleotides long. Lineage: Eukaryota; Fungi; Glomeromycota; Glomeromycetes; Diversisporales; Gigasporaceae. The record is from the annotation of a GenBank genome assembly.
GUGGUGAUCUCCUUAAAUGGAAGGCUGCAAAGAUUUCUACACUUGUGGGUCUUGACCUUUCUAAUGUAUCAAUUGAGGAUGCCAAAAAGCGUUGGGAGAAUAUUAGAGGCGGUAAACAUCCUGCUGGAUUCCAUGCCGAAUUCCAUGUUUUAGAUUGUUUUUCUAAUCCGAUCACCUCAAUUGCGUCUAUAAAAAAUAAACUGUUUGAUGUCGUCAGCAUGCAAUUUUGUCUUCAUUACUCAUUUGAAACAGAAAACAAAGCACGCAUGGCUUUAAAUAAUGCUUCUUCUAAUUUAAAAGAAGGUGGAUUGUUUAUUGGCACUGUAACUGAUGCCAAUUGGAUCGUCAAAAAACUAAAAACUUUAGAUCCAAAGGCGUUGGAAUUUGGUAAUUCGAUAUAUUCUAUAGUAUUCGAACAAAAACAUGAAUUUCCGACCUUUGGUCACAAAUAUAGGUUUAACCUCGAGGAUGCCAUAAACGACUGUCCUGAAUAUUUGGUCCAUUUUCCAACCUUUGAAAAGAUGGCAAGGGAAUAUGGCUUAGAGUUAAUAUACAAAAAGAGAUUUCACGAUAUAUAUAAUGAAUCAAAAGAGGAUCCGCAAUAUCGCGAACUAUUGUACAAAAUGUCUGUAAUUAAACGCAAAGAGCCUAGUGAGAUGAGCGAUGCAGAAUGGGAAGCUGCAGGGAUAUAUAUAGGUUUUGCAUUCAAGAAAGUAAGAACAUAA